Messenger RNA from Ananas comosus (pineapple), 1284 nucleotides. RefSeq lists its product as uncharacterized. The record is from RefSeq and is a predicted model, not a curated record. The transcript has 2 exons. NCBI's taxonomy places the organism in Eukaryota, Viridiplantae, Streptophyta, Magnoliopsida, Poales, Bromeliaceae. The coding region runs from base 1 to 969 and encodes 322 amino acids.
AUGGCACCGCGUAGGCGACCUUCGUCUAGAUCAACUCGGGAUGGGACAGGUGUUUUCCCUGAGCAACCCGAGGCGAGCGGAGAUCCGGUGCUUCGCGAGCAGAUGAGUACGCUCAUGGGCGUAGUGCUGCGACAGGAGGAGCAGAUCAAGGAGCUCCAUGAGUUGUUAGCACGACAGAUUGCGGCGGCUGCGCCGGUAGCAGCGUGCCGUGUAUCGACGGGAGUGGCGAUGGAUUCAGGGGUAGUGGCCUCUGAUUCUGUGGAAGUGGAGGCGGAGAAAGAGCGGGCUUUGGCGGCCCUUAUGACCUUCAAGAAGUUUGAUCCGCCUGUCUUCGAUGGAGAGAAUGUUGAUCCAUGGAUCGUGGAGAUGUGGAUUGACUCUAUGGAAACGCUCUUUGAGGAGCUGUACGCCUUGGAGCGGGACAAGGUGCCCCUAGCCGUGCACUGUUUGAAGUUGUCGGCAAAAGUGUGGUGGAAAAGCAUUCGACGGAAUCGAUCGCCUAGUCUCCCUCCUAUGGCAUGGGAUGAGUUUCGGGGAUUGGUGUUUUCGACUUACUUUCCCGACACUGAAAAGAGAAAGCUUCAGGACAGGUUCAGGAAGCUGCGGCAAGGAGGCCGCUCAGUGGGAGAGUAUGAACGGGAAUUCUCUCGUAUCGUGAAUUGUGUCCCGGAUGUGGUACGGGAUGACAAGGAUAUGGCCGAUUGGUUCCUACAUGGACUUCGACCGGAGAUUUACGAGAGGGUGCAAAUCCUUAGGCUCACGACCUUCACGGAGGUGUUGGAUCGAGCGUUGUUGGCAGAGCACGGUGAUGCUUUCGUGCGCGAGAAGCACGAGUCUUCUGAGCGUCAGCGGGGAGGGGUGAAGCCACUAUCGAGAGAUUCGGGUGGACAAUCAAGUUCCAAGCGCCACUCGAAGUCGUUCUCUAGCCGAUCCUCCCCAGGAUGCGUGAUUUGUGGUGGUUCCUACUAGGCUCGGCGGUGUGUGCUGCGCGAUGGUAGAUGCCUUCGUUGCGGGCAGCCGGGCCAUGUACGGGACGAGUGUCCGCAAGGGUAUAAUCAGACCCUGACACGGGCGACGGCCUUUUCCUCCCCAGGACAGCCUACAGGUGUGCUACCUGCGGCAUGGCCGGAAGCGCGACCGUUGAGGAUGAUGCCACCGAGGGGCUCGCGGCGGGCAGCGGGUGACCGUGGAUACGCGACCCAGGUGGAGGAACCUACUACUGCUGACACUGUCAUGGCAGGUUCGCACGUGAGCGGCGCGGCGGCGCGAUGCAAGGGCGUAGCU